AUGAAGUAUUUAGCCGCAUAUUUGUUAUUGAACGCCAGUGGUGCCACUCCAAGUGCCGACAAAGUCAAGGCCGUCCUAGAGUCUGUUGGUAUUGAAGCCGAAGAAGACAAAGUCUCCGCUCUGUUGUCCUCAUUGGAAGGUAAGUCUGUCGAUGAAUUGAUCGUUGAAGGUAACGAGAAAUUGGCUGCCGUUCCAGCUGCUGGUCCAGCUACCGGUUCCGCUGGUGCCGCUGCUGGUUCUUCCGAAGGUGCUGCCGAAGAAGCUGCUGCCGAAGAAGAAGCCGAAGAGUCUGACGACGAUAUGGGUUUCGGUCUAUUCGAUUAA
Messenger RNA from Zygotorulaspora mrakii, 324 nucleotides. It is a transcript of the gene RPP2A, whose product is annotated as ribosomal protein P2 alpha. NCBI's taxonomy places the organism in Eukaryota, Fungi, Ascomycota, Saccharomycetes, Saccharomycetales, Saccharomycetaceae. Bases 1 to 324 code for a protein of 107 amino acids. Gene Ontology annotation, cellular component: cytosolic large ribosomal subunit; ribosome. Gene Ontology annotation, molecular function: structural constituent of ribosome. Gene Ontology annotation, biological process: translation; cytoplasmic translational elongation. The transcript has a single exon. The record is from RefSeq and is a predicted model, not a curated record.